CAGAUCCCGCCAGCUCCUGCAACGGACCAAGUUCAACUCCUCUUCGACGAGCUGUUAGUCUCCGCUUGUGCUGACCAAGAGCUACGGGAGGAGAUAAAUGGGGCUGAAUCCAUUGAAACCAAGUGGGCGUACGCAUUCCUGAGCAAAAUCCCCCAUGACAGUGUUUCAGAGGAAUGGUUAGAUCCUCGCGAGUGUGUGGAGCUUGUGCAGCGCUUCAGCGGUGAUGUGAAAUGCAUCCACGAUCUCUUCUUGGCCAUUCGGAUCAACAUGCUGCUGAGACGUGGGGUGUGGGUCGAGAAGUUCGUGGCGGAGAACGGAAUAGAUCAGUUGGUGGCUCCACUGCAAGUGUCUGGUGGUGCGUCCGUGGAGACUUGCAAUGAAGUUUUAAGUACCCUUUUCCAAACACAUGAGCGUGGCCCGAAUGACUCGCCUGCUGACACUUGGACAGAUCCCUUGACGGAAUCCCCUGACUUGGCAAACACGCCGGAUACCACGCUUGCAGAUGGUAUGAAGACUGAAGGCAAUACGGAGGCUGGAUCAAGUCCGGAAAACGCACUGCUCGACGCUGUAUUUGGCCAACUCCAGCAACACACGAAGAAGCUGGACCAAGAGACCAGCGCCUCAAGCCCCUGGGGUAAAAAUUCGGGUUCAUCCGCUUCAAGAGGUGUCAAGCUGUCUCUACCAUUCUUCCAAAGCUCACGAAAGGGUCCAGGACUUGGAGUGACACCGGCGUGCACGCCAAUCGCCACUGCCAGUGUGCGUAAAGAUGCCAAGCGUCCGGUGUUCCCAUCGUUCCCGUCACCUCCUCGGAAAGAGCCACCGCCUGUUGUGUCUCCAACUCAAGCAUCAGACGCAGUUCCACCACCACCAACGACUGCACCGCCGCCUGCUCCUUCCUUACCUCCCAUCGAUUUAACACCAGAGCUCCCAGCAGUGAACGUUAUGGUUAAGCCUCCACUGGUGAUCGAACCUGAUGCUGCAAGUAAUUCCUCUGCGCUGCCCCCACCGGCAACCGGGACCGACAUUUCAAAGUUCAGGAAGCUCCUGUCAAUGGGAGCUCCACGAGACGCUGUACGGGCUAAAAUGCAACAAGCAGGAAUCGACCCGGACCUCCUUGAUGAGCAACAGGGAUUCAUUCCUAAAGCAUCUCCAAAACCAGCGGCUACAGCGGAAAGCACGACUUCUGAAGCCCCUAAAGACGUCGUCGAUGUCUCCAAGUUUCGCAAGCUUCUGUCUAUGGGGGCCCCACUCGAGGCUGUUAAGGCAAAAAUGCGUCAGGCUGGCUUGGAUCCGUCCUUGUUGUUGGACCAGAAUCCAAGCGUACAAAUGGUAACGAAAGAGCAAACGCCUACACCUGCAUCGCAGCCAGCACCGACCUCCGGACCAGACAUUUCCAAGUUCAAAAAGCUGCUAUCAAUGGGGGCACCGCUUGCAGCGGUGAAGGCAAAGAUGACCCAAGCCGGAUUAGACACAGCUCUGCUGGAUGGUCCGAUCAGUUCGACAUCACCGGCAAGCUCAGAUUCACUUGCACCUUCAGCGAAAUUGAAGGUUAAGGACGACCCCAGCUACGCCAAGUUCUUCAAACUCCUGUCGAUGGGAGCUCCUGCUGCUGCAGUGAAGGCAAAGAUGGUUCAAGCUGGGCUGAACAGUGAUCUUCUCGAUACACCAGACGCUGACAUGCCCACUCUCGGUGCUCCUUCCGACUCCGCCCCUUCAGCAGCUGAAGCUGCUACGAAUCCACGUGCAUUGUUGUCAAACAUGCUUGCGAGUCGAGCAGCUCCACAACCUGAAACUCAGGUGAAGGUGAAGGACGAUCCGCAGUACGCGAAAUUCUUCAAGCUGCUGUCAAUGGGAGCUCCGGCCGAAUCUGUCAAGGCGAAGAUGCGCAUGGCAGGGCUGCAACCAGAACUAUUGGAUACCCCAGACGCCCCACUUAAACCUGCAUCAAGUGCGUCUGAAGUGGGAGCAUCACAAUCCGAAGUCAAAGUCAAGGACGACCCAGCGUACGCCAAGUUCUUCAAGUUGUUAUCCAUGGGAGCCCCAGCUGAGUCAGUGAAAGCUAAGAUGCGUAUGGCAGGCCUCAAUUCGGACCUCUUAGAUACUCCCGACGCCUCCAUGCCUAGCGACAAUGCUCCUGCUGCAGCGACUAAAGCUGCCAUCAAGGUGAAAGAUGAUCCGGGAUACGCAAAGUUCUUCAAGCUCCUGUCCAUGGGUGCACCGGCCGAGUCCGUGAAGGUGAAGAUGCAAAUGGCAGGCUUGAAACCCGAGCUUCUUGAUACACCCGACGCUGAUCUGCCUUCUGGAGACACUCAAACACCAGCUCAGCCCCAAGUGAAGGUGAAGGAUGACCCUGCGUACGCCAAGUUCUUCAAACUUCUGGAAAUGGGGGCCCCUGCAGAAAGUGUCAAGGCGAAAAUGAGGAUGGCAGGUCUGCAGGGAGAUCUCCUUGAUACACCGGACGCAUUUUUACCUAGCUCAGCUCCUGCCAGCCAGCCAGCCGCACCUGCUCCGACGACUACUGCGGCCCGCAGAGCGCAUUUAUCCAUUGCGAUCAAGCCUGUGGUCAAGGCGAAGACGCGCGCAUUCUACUGGCAACAACUGAAGGCCGAAGCAAUCAAAGGAACGAUUUGGGAGGAACUCGAGAAGGAGCACAGCAACCAGAGCAACCAGGACCGGCUCACUCUCACUGACAGUGAAUUGGAGCUACUAGAGACUGAGUUCCCUCCUCCAGCAGCUUGUGGCCCUGGUACAGGAACUCGACGUGGGAGCAUGGGCGGGAUCGGCUCCCCGGGGGGUCCUGCCUCGCCACUGGCUUCCCCUCGAGUUGUUUUCCUAAUUGAUCGAGCUCGGUCCAACAACAUCUCAAUCAUUGUUAAGCAGUUCAAGAUGAGCAACGCGGCUCUGCGUGUAGCGAUCAUGAAGAUGGACUCGGAGGUGCUCACUCUUGAUCGAGUGCAAGGGUUGAUCAAGAUUCUUCCAACUGAGGAGGAAAUCGCAGCGAUCACGGGAUUCAGCGGAGACCGAACGACGCUCAAUGGAGCAGAGCUUGUCCUGAAAGAGCUCAUUACUGUACCACGAUUGAAGCAGCGACUGUCAGCGUUGGAGACCAAGCACCAGUUCCCGGCUUUGGUGCGGGACCUUCAGACGAAAAUCAACAAGAUUCGGGUGGCGUGUAACGAGAUCGCUCAGAGCUCCGAGUUCAGAACGAUUCUGCUGGUGAUCCUCCAGGUUGGCAACAAGAUGAAUCAGGGCACAGCUCGCGGAGGGGCCAAGGGGUUCCGUUUGAACGACCUGACCAAGCUGGUGCAGCUCAAGUCCGUGGAUAAAACGGUGACUCUCCUGCACUACGUAGCUCGGAUGAUACGCACGAAGAAAGGUAACGUGGUCCGACUGGGAGAUUCGUUGGCGUCUCUGUACGACGUCCAAAGCAUCCCGAUUCCGGAGCUGCAGGGCGACAUGAACAGGAUCAACGAUAUUACCGAAAACAUCAACGUUGAACUGGCAGCUCAGCGUCUGAAGAACAGGAUUGAGGAGAAGGAGGAGAACGAUCUAUUCGUUGAGUCCAUGACCGUGUUUGUGGACGAGGCUUCGAAGGAUGUAGCCACACUAAAGACAGACUUGGACGAAACUUUGCGGUUAAUGCGAGACGUCAUGCUGCGGUUCGACAAGAAUACCGACGAAGACGAAGCUCCCCCUCCAGCAGUAGACGCCCCCCUCACUCCAGCCGCUUUAGCUGGGGCUGGCGAGUUCUUCAGCAUAAUUUACGAGUUCACGAUGUCGCUCAUGAAAGCUGACCGCGAGAACGAAAUCAAACGCAUCCGUGAGGAGAAGCGACUGAAGCAACAGGAGCUCAAGAACGCAACGCCUCGCAGGAACUCCGUCGAGACCGUCAAAUUGGAAUCUCCCAGUGUGUCAAAGCCGACAGUUGGAGCUUCGUCCACUACUGAUGAGCCCCAGACAGUUGCAAUGGCAAAGAGCGAUGCAAAGGUGGAUGACAAGGUGGUGCCAAAGCCGACAGGAAUCCCCAAGCCUGCUCUGAAAAUCCCUGGCAAGAUCCUCAUGCCUGCAGGUGUUGCGUCUCCCCUGAAGAAGGUCGUUGGAGCAACACCGACUGGUAUCCCCAGUCCGUUGAAGUUGAAGCGCACCAACUCGUCCUCGUCGUCGAUUGAGAAGAGCAAAGCUCCAGCCGUUCCUUUCGACGCUGCUUUUCUCAGUGAGAUCAAGUCGCAGUUGGAAACCAAGCACACUACGAACAAUGAACUGCGAAAAUCCAAGCCAGAGGUUGAGACCGAAGGUGAAGACCAUGACAACAACAACAGCGAACCUUCUUCGCCUGAGAAGGCGCUUUCCGAAGCGGAGCCUUCCACUCGCCUAGCCGUAGAGUCCGACGCAUAG
Molecule: messenger RNA, 4395 nt
Organism: Phytophthora sojae
Lineage: Eukaryota; Oomycota; Peronosporomycetes; Peronosporales; Peronosporaceae
Exons: 6
Biological process (GO): actin filament polymerization; exocytosis
Cellular component (GO): WASH complex
Source: RefSeq, a predicted model, not a curated record